CAAACUUGGUUUCUAAUAAGAAUAGAUAAAUAUUAAGUCUUGAAAAUCUAUCUUUUAGGGUUAUUUUAAUUUUUAUUAGAAGUCUAUUCAUAUAAAAGAGAGAAAGUUGAGGGAGAGAGAAUUUCAAUACUUUUACGUUAGCUUGCAUCAGUCUUCUCGGGAAAAAAUUCCUCGCAAGAGUCCAAUUAUGGAGGUGACACAGCCGCAGUCCAAUGCUUCUGUUACCGCUACUCGUCAACCUCGAACAGACCCCAUCAAUGACAACAACAGAAAGAACUUCAUUGAUAUUGAUUAUUUUAAUUCUUUUCCACCCGGGUAUAGGUUUCGCCCUUUGGACGGAGAGCUUGUCGUUCAUUACUUGAAAAACAAGAUAGCCAAUCAACCCUUGCCUCCAAACAAGAUCAUGGAGGUUAAACUUUAUGAGUACAAUCCCGAGAAGCUUGCAGAGGAGUAUUGGCAAUGUGGGGAGACAGAAUGGUACUUUUUUACACCAAGGGACAAGAGAUAUCCAAAUGGAAGUAGACCAAAACGAGAUGCCGGUGGUGGAUACUGGAAGGCAACUGGAGGGGAUAAAGCUGUUAAAUAUAAGGGUGCUGUGGUUGGAUAUAGGAAGGCACUUGUUUUCUACAUGGGAAAGCCUCCAAAUGGUACAAAGACUAACUGGAUUAUGCAUGAAUAUAGGGUCAGUGAUGCCCCUCCAAGAAUCAAAGCAAGUGCCGAUGAUAUGAGGGUAAUUAAAUAAAUAUUUAAAUUUCUUGUUUGUUGUUCAUUAAUUUUUCUUUUGUUUGAUUAAUUCUCUUUUCUUUUUCUGUGCAGUUGGAUAAUGUGGUUUUAUGCAAGAUAUAUAAGAGGGAUGCGAAAGACAAUUUGAGAAGUCGACUUUCAAAUGAGGAACAAUCUGCAGAGUUUGAUGAUCAAACUGCUGAUGUUGUUAGGGAUGUUGACAAAAAUAGCGAUCCUCCAGCCUACACAAACGCCCUUAAUGACAAUAAGCAAAUUGUUUCAAUCCCAAUCCAAGAGAAUCCAAGUGCAUUUUAUGAAGAUCCUCCUUAUGUUCCAAUCAACAAUCAUGAUCAUCACCAAGCAAUGUUAGAAGCUGCCAAUUAUCAACGAGCAAUGUUUGCAGCUGCCAACUAUGGAUCUUAUCGAACUUAUGCUACUGGUAUGACACCACCAAUGCCUGAACCUGUUCAGAUAUAUCCCCCAGAGGACAUCCAGAUACAUCCCACAGAGGACAUCCAGAUACAUCCCACAGAGGACAUCCAGAUACAACCCACAGAGGACAUCGUAUCUAAAUAUCUGAAUGAGAAUUCUUGUGAGUUCGAGCUAUCACUAUCACCGGAUGAUUGGGAUAUUAUUUCCAAUUGUCUACUAUAGUUAGUAAUUAGUUAUAUACAGUGAUUGACCAUCAUCUGAUUUGAAAUUAUUUAGUCAUUUGGUGAUCAACUUAUGUAUAGGAUGAUGAUAACUGGUUAGUUAGCAGGGAACAUCCAGUUUUGUAAAUUGAAUUUGCUAGAAUCAAUGGAAAAACAAUAACCAAUGUCCAUUUA
Messenger RNA from Hevea brasiliensis (rubber tree), 1550 nucleotides. RefSeq names its product NAC domain-containing protein 68-like. Gene Ontology annotation, biological process: regulation of DNA-templated transcription. The coding region runs from base 188 to 742 and encodes 184 amino acids. Gene Ontology annotation, molecular function: DNA binding. The transcript is spliced from 2 exons. The record is from RefSeq and is a predicted model, not a curated record. NCBI's taxonomy places the organism in Eukaryota, Viridiplantae, Streptophyta, Magnoliopsida, Malpighiales, Euphorbiaceae.